AUGAAUCCCAACGUUGGAAUGGCAAACAUGACGCCCAUGGGUGGUGGCCCAGUUGGCGGCGCACCGAUGCCCAUGAUGAAUAAUGGCGCUAUGAAUCCUCAGAUUGCCGCUGCGGCUGCGGCACGGCAGCAGCAAGCCAGUGAGAACCAGCGCGGCGUUCUCAACACAUAUAUCUACGAGUAUUUCCUCAGGCACCAGAUGUACGACUGUGCCCGCUCCCUCCUCAACAGCGACCAGCAGGUCAACGUCAACAAGGACGCCGCUGGCCGUCGCGAAAACGGCAACGCAAUGAACGGUGUUGAUGAUCCCAUGGACACCGACUCCAAAGACGACGGUGACUCCAAGUUGCCAGACGACCUGCCUCCGCCUAAGCUGCCUAUGCCCGCCUCUGAUACGUCGUUUCUUUACGAAUGGUUUUGCGUCUUCUGGGACAUCUAUACUGCCCCACGCGUCAAGGGCGGGAGCGGCAUGGUGAAUCAAUAUGUUCAGCACACUCAGCAGCAACAGCGAAUGAAGCAGACCCAACAACAGGAGAUGCUACGUCAAAUGCGCCCUGAUUUGGCGCAGCAGCAAUAUCAAGCCCACUUCAUGAGAAACAUGCAAAACAACAACAUGGCCAUGACCAUGAAGCAGAAUAAUCUUGCUCGGGCGGCUAUGGCCAAUAACCAAAACCCUCAAAUGCAGAUGCUUCAAGCAAAGAAUCAAAUGCAGCGAGAUCCUUCUAACAUGGACGGCAACCGGGAUCGGCCAUCGUCUCCCGCCUCGGGAGAGAAUGCGCCCUCUCCUUCAAAACGCCCACGCCUCGACAGUGCGCCGUUCAAUGCUAACCAGCCCGGCGCCAUGAUGGCAAAUGGCCGUCCAGGCCAAGUCAUGCCCGGCCAGCAAAUGGGUAAUGUGGCCAACGCUCAGCAGGUGCUCGCCGCCAACGGCAUCAACCCCGCGCAGCUCAACCCGCAGCAGAUGCAAAACUUUGCCAAUACGCCACCUGCGGCACAGCACAAGUCUAUUGCAACCUACUCCCAAAACCUUCAGCAGCAUCACGGCAACCAAAUGGGCAACAAGCAGAUCCCCGGCGUAGGAGGACCUCAAAACCAGAGCUCGCCCAUGAUGCCACAGGGCCCUGACGGCAACGCCCUCAACGCAUUCUACAACCCUGAGAUGAAUGGCCCCGGCGGUAUGCGACCAGCAGGCCCAGCAGGCGCUCAGGCAGCCGCUGCCGGGAGCAACCACGCCUUGCAGGACUAUCAGAUGCAGCUGAUGUUACUUGAGCAGCAGAAUAAGAAGCGCCUAAUGAUGGCCCGUCAAGAGCAGAGCGACAUGGGUGGAAUCCCCCGAGAUGGCCAACCUGGCGCCCCCGGACCCAACGGACAGCCCUUCCCAGAUACCUCGCCCCAGGCAAUGAGGUCCGGAACCUCUCCCAACCCCGCGGAACAGAUGAAGCGCGGCACACCCCAGAUGAACAACUCCGGCAUCCCCUCGCCUGUUCCCGAUGGUGGACAGUCGCGCGAGUCGCCCAACGCCAUGAACUUCCUGGGCAACCACGUUGACGUCAGCAUGGCACCUCACUUCUACAAGGGAGUAGAUGGAGGGAACAUGGGACAGGCCCAGAUGAACGGCAUGCGUCCGCCCAGCUCACACCCUGGCCAGCCAUUCAACGGCCCGAUGAAUGCGCAGAUGAUGGCUGCCCGACAGCAGCAGCAGAACGCUCAGGGCAACCCACAGCAGUGGCAACCUGGAAUGAAUGGCCAGAUGGUGCCUCAGGGAAUGCAGCAGGGCCAGCAAGUUCAGGGGAAUCCCCAGCAGCGAUCUAUGCCUCCUCCCUCGGCACCGGCGGCCGCGGCGGCCAACGCAAACAACAGGACAACUGCGUCGCCCCAGCAGGCUUCGGCAGCGCCUCCCACGCCUAGCCAGACCAACAAAGCUGCACCCAAGAAGAAGGACACCAAGAAUGCCAAGGACAAGCGAGCCGCUGCACAGAAGAAGACGAAUCAGAACCUCAACAACGCCGCCGCCGCCGCCGCCGAGAACAACGCGGAAGGUGACGCGGCAGCACCAGCUACCCCCAUCACUCCCGUUGUCGGCGGAGCCUUCAAGAACGGUCAAGCCGGAGGCCCCGUGCCUAACGCAACUGCCGCCGCCGCGACUACAGGAAUCCCCGCCCCGGCUGCCGCCGCCAGUGCGCCGGUGCCGCAGCAAGCUGCCCCCGUGCCACAACCCACUCACGAUCUUACUCAGAAUAACGGUCUGGGCGGUAUGGACAACUUCACUAUACCGGAUUUCGGAAUGGAACUGGCCAACCCACUCCACUCUGACAAUGUGCUCAAUGACUUCGAUUUCGACUCAUUCCUGAAUGAUGGUGAUGCCAACAAUGAGCCGUUCGACUUCGCUGGAGGAUACUCGGGGCUGGAAGGCGGCGAGAUCAGUGCGGAGUAG
This is a messenger RNA of Trichoderma aggressivum f. europaeum, 2433 nucleotides long. RefSeq lists its product as uncharacterized. Gene Ontology annotation, biological process: positive regulation of transcription by RNA polymerase II. Lineage: Eukaryota; Fungi; Ascomycota; Sordariomycetes; Hypocreales; Hypocreaceae. Bases 1 to 2433 code for a protein of 810 amino acids. Gene Ontology annotation, cellular component: nucleus. The record is from RefSeq and is a predicted model, not a curated record. The transcript has 5 exons.